GAGGUUAGGAAUUUGCAUCUGAUUGCUAUUUUGUCAUCCUAUGAUUUGUCUAUCCCUCUCUGUGCACGCCUUAGGCAUCGAGGGAGGAGGAGGAGGCCAUGCAAUCGCUUGUAAAGGGAAAUUUACUAAUCCAAGCCAGAUAAGGGAGGCGGCAUUAAAAGCGACGCAAUUAAAAAAAGGAAGGAAGAAAAAGAAAGGGGGAGGGAGGAGGCAAGCGAGGAAGAAAAGAAAAAAAAAAGGAGGAAAGAUCUGCCUGGAAGAUCAAGGGGGACAUCGCGCAUGGGAAGCGGAGUAGCCCAGCUGGAUCAGUGACUGGGUUCCGGGGAAGAAAGGAACCAGCGAGAAGGGAAAAUGAGGGUCCUUUCGCCUCCUUCCCUGCAAGGUUUUUCACUGACGCCUAGAUGAAGAAGAAGAGGUGGACAACUCACAGUUUGCAGAUUGCCCCUACGCCCUUCUUGGAUGCAAAGAAACAUAGCAGAACAGGAUUAAGCUUCAGUUCAGGGUGGCGCAAAGCAACGUGGUUGUUGCGUAGAACGUGGGACCUUGAACUUCAGGAUCACGGCUAGUCUUCAAAGCAUCAUGGGGUUUGAGUAGCUUUUUAAAAGAUAUUUGUACAAAUUUCUUUCCUUUUGGCCAAGAACAAUUGACUUGCUGUCCUCCUACUGCUGUGGAAAGGGCCACCUUUUUGAAGUGGUUGAUGGUGCCACGGGCUUCUCCCUGACUUACACAACACCGCAGUCUUGUAACCCCUUUUUAAGGCGGUUGCCCUCCCCAGAACACCUGGGGCAGAGGGCAUCUCCCAGCAUUCCUCACGGCGCUGACCCCGACUGAUCGCUACUCCAUAGCCCCUGCGCCUUCUGUGCAAAACGUAGGCUCCUCCCCUUUGGAGCGGUGCUCCUCUCCUCGGACUUCCUCUGCCAGGACACUGCCCCCUGCAGGCAGAGCCAUGAAGCUGCAGGCUGUCAUGGAGAACCUGCAGCGCCAACAGCGUGCCCGGCUGCAGCAGGAGAUGGAGGCCCGGCAGCAACAGGAUCAGCCACAGGCCAGUCCUCUGCCCCUCCCUGCACCGAAUCAGACCACCAUGUUGCCAGCCCCUGGCGUUGCAGCGUUGGCCCGUGGCCGCAGCCAGGACCCUCCUCUCUCUGAGGAGGGGGGGGAGCCUGACAGCGCCCGGAUCCAGAGGGCACAGAUGGCGGCCCUGGCAGCCAUGCGAGCAGCUGCAGCUGGCCUCAGACAGUCCUCCAGCCCAGUUGGGUCAGAGGAGAGCCAUUCUUCAGAGGAAGAGGAAGAGCUUGUAGGGGAAGAGGAGGAGGAGGAAGAGGAAGAAGAGGAGGAGGAAGAAGAUGGCGAAUACCCUCGAGAAAUGGGCUCGGAAGAAGAGGAGAUGAAGGGCAAGUGGGUUGAAGAUUUUGAAGAAGACCUGGGUGAGGAGGAGGAAGAAUACGAGGAAGAAGAAGAAAUGGUGGAGGAAGGGCUUGGCUCCAGUGCAGUGGCUACAUCAAGCCCUGGCACCCCAUUUCUCCACAAACAACAGAACCCCCAGCAAUACCGAGGAGAAUCUUCGAGGCUGGUAGGGGGACAAGAACGGGGCCCUUCUGGGGUUCCCCAGCAAAGCCUGUCACAGCUGCAGCCCCAAGUCCUGGACCAUGGAGAUUGGACUUACGAAGAACAAUUCAAGCAGUUAUAUGAACUUGAUGGCGAUCCCAAAAGGAAGGAAUUCCUGGAUGACCUCUUCAGUUUUAUGCAGAAACGAGGGACCCCUGUGAACCGAAUCCCUAUCAUGGCCAAGCAGGUGUUGGAUCUUUAUAUGCUCUACGUUCUGGUGACUGAGAAGGGAGGCUUGGUGGAAGUGAUCAACAAGAAGCUGUGGAGGGAGAUCACGAAGGGUCUGAACUUGCCCACCUCUAUCACCAGCGCCGCCUUUACACUGCGCACUCAAUAUAUGAAGUACUUAUAUCCAUACGAGUGCGAGAAAAGAGGGCUGAGCAACCCCAACGAACUCCAAGCAGCCAUUGACAGCAACCGGCGAGAGGGCCGUCGACAAGGAUUCAGCGGUUCAAUCUUUACUUACUCUCCCAGCGGCACUCAUACCAUGCUGUCUUCACCCAAGCUUCAAGUACCAGCUUUGGGACUGACCUCAGCCACCAACGGCAGCCCCAUUGCCCCUGUUCCAAAAAUCAAGAAAGAGGAAGAUUCUGCAAUUCCCAUCGCAAUGCCCACCCGCCUGCCUGUCUCCCUCGCAAGCCACCCUGUUGUCGCAGCGCAGGCUGCAGCUGUGCAAGCAGCAGCUGCCCAAGCUGCUGUAGCUGCUCAGGCUGCUGCGUUGGAACAGCUGCGGGAGAAGCUGGAAUCGGGGGAGCCACCAGAAAAGAAGAUGGCACUCGUGACCGAUGAACAGCAGCGCCUGAUGCAACGGGCAAUCCAGCAAAAUCUGCUCGCCAUGACCGCUCAGCUGCCGAUGAGCAUCCGGAUCAACAGUCAAGGGGCACGCUCACCAGAAAACCGCCAAGACUCUUCCAUGAAUCUGGCUGCCAAUGGCACCAGUAGCAUUAGCAUGUCAGUUGAGAUCAAUGGCAUCGUGUAUGCAGGAGUGCUGUUUGCCCAAACUCCAGGAGCCUCAUCUUCUAACAAUAAAGGAAGCAGCAACAGUGGGCGGAGUUCCAGCAGCAGUGGUGGUGGUGGCGGUGCGACAGGUGGCACGGCAGCAGGCUCACAAGCUGGUGUGCCCCCUGCACCGACUUCUACCUCAACCAACUCCUUAUCGCCUUAAACCCCACCACCUCUUCUUCCUCCUCCAUCCCGCCAAAAUGAAGACACUGUUUGGACAGUAGAUUUGAGACUGGCCCUUCCCUUACCUGUUCCCCCGUGUGCAGUGGGGGAGUGAAAUUGUGCCUUCCCCACCCUCUGAGACCCCCAGGCAUCAGGGCCUGAGUGAUACAUUUGGAUGGGGUUUUCUUGGAUUUUGGUGGUGGAAUCAGUGAUGAGCCUAACAACAGGUGGCACCCAGCCAUGGACAUCAAGGGGUAACAAGAAUAGUGCAGGUGGUCUCUAAAGGUGCAAACUCCCCACUCCCCCCAGGCAGCAAGGAGUUCAGGGAUGGUACUGUCCCAGGUUGGGACAAACAUUAAGAAAACAAAAGUGCAUUUUUUCCCUACCAUAGCUGAAAACCAAACACCAAACCAAAUUUAACACUCACUUUCUGGGGAACUGGAGUACCUGGAGUGAUGGUUCUGUCCUCCUUCCUCUGCUUGUUUGUUUUUUCCUCCCCUUUAAAGCAUCCUUUCCCAUUCGGGAUUCUCUAUUUAGGGCUGUGCUCCCUGGGGUCCUGGGCAUUGCAGUCCCUACAUACCUGGAGGGCACCAGUUUGGGGAAGGCUGCUUCUAGUGAAUACGUUGGAAAGAACAACCACACAAAAGCUAAGUGGGGUGGAGGGGUGUUGUUAAAUUCUGAGCCGGAGCAAUACUGUGCAGACUAGCUUUUUGACGUGAUGCAUUGUAGAUCCAUAACUCCUUACCUCAUGCAAAUCCACACUUUGCACUGUGUGUCCUUUUGAUUUUUAUUUUAUUUUUUAAAUUAUUCUUUGGGAUACCUCCAGACAAGUAGCGGUGGUGGCAGUGGGUGUGCCUCCACUCUCAUAGGCUUGCUUUUAAAUGGAACCCUGAAUAAAAAAUACACAUAUCAAGGAUUUCACAGAUUGAGGAUAAUUUGGGGAAAGCUUUAUUCCUUGCCCUUUUGAAAACUGCUGUCAAACUAUUUAAGGAAAAUGAAAGGGAGGGUGUGAAUACAGUGUUUAUUUUCAAUAGCUCUCUUUCCCCCCCCCCCCGCAUCAGACCCAUAAAGCAAGCUUCAUGUAUUUGCAGUUGUUAGGGAAAGCACCUCUAAAAUAUGUUCCUUCUUUUUAUCUUGCUAUGAACAACUCUUUGGAGCUGUCUUGACUCUUCUUCCUCUCUCCCCCCAGAUCUGGGUUGGGCUUUGAGGGUGCUCAGGUAGUUUUUUGUGUGUGGAGUGGGUGGGGUCUGAGGGGCUACAGUAGCAUUUCAUAGGAUAAUAUUUUUAUACAGAGCUGCCCCACCCCACGUAUGGAUUGUGCGUAUGUGAGAGCGAGGACUAAAAGGAGCAGCCUGCCAGCUGUUUAAUCCUUGGCUCUCUUCUUUUUCUUCACCUUAACCUACAGAAGAUUCUGUCUGUCAUAAGGUAGCAGUGGCUGGUUGCUUCAGAUGUUUCUUAAAAGCAAUUCAAGUCGUAGCAUUUACCUGUGGCAUAAUCUCUGCAAAGCUGCUUUUUUCCAAGCUUCUUUUCAAAGCACCCCUCUUUAGAAAACAGAAGGGAGUGGCAUAGUCACCAGCACUUCUCUCCUCCUGGCGGGAAUUAUAACUAGGGGUGCACUACAGAAUCCCCAAACGUAGUUCUCAGUCAACUGCCAGCUACCAACAUUUAAUCCCCCCCUUUUUUUGAAGAACAUGAUUCACAGGAGUAGAUCUAACUCCCCAGACUACGUUAAGACUGGCUUCCUUGCUAGUAUUCAGAUAUAUUUGGAACAUGGGAAUGAGAAACUUGUUGCGGAUUGUCCUGAUUCUCCAAAACGAGAUUGGGCAGUUUUAGCAAAGCUUGCCUGACUACUAUAUGGGGUUGUGUGUGGUUCUACCAGUCUCCAGUGCUGUUGGGAUGUCUGUGCCACUCUAGAAUCACUCCUGCCCUAUUUAUAAUCUCAUUUACAAGGAAACAGAUGAUCUGUGGGACAAACAUCCUCUAUCAUCUCUAGCAGAGAUCAUGCCAUUUUUGCCCCCCACCCCCCAACUCAAAGCUUAUUGGAAUCUCUGUGGCUCACUCUUCUAGCAUCCUUUUUUUGAGUAGCUAUGUUUGGAUUUGUUUUAGAAUAGCUACACGAGGGGCAUCUGCCUUGAUUUUUUUCCCAUUGCUUUUUGCAGUUACAAAGAAGGUGACAGAAAUAGUCUGUAGGUCCUUCUCUGCAAAGUACAGAAAGGUAGUUUGGAAAUGUCACAUUCGCAGUUUCAAAAACCAUUGUGGUUUUCAGGGCCACCAUUUUCAGCUUCUAACAGAUUUCCUUUGGAGCUGAGCAUUUCCAUUCCAAAAGGCCAGUGAACUCCAGUACUUCAAAAAGAUACUCCUCAUUCUCCCUCAGAAGGGCCCUAUGCUUAUUUUGACAGCUUCCCCCCCCCCACCUUUUAAUUUGCCACUGAGGGAAGUAGACCCUGGUGAGCAAUUUGGUUAAUUCCCUCUUUCCAUUCUCCUAGGGUAUAUGCACUCCAAUUCACUCACUUCAUGCCCUCUGAAAGUAUAAUUUAUUUCAGCCCGUGCAAUUAAAUGACUGCCACUUUCAAAGAAUGGAGCCUCCAAAAGAGAGACGCUAUUUGCGGAUUCGCUGUGUUAUGAGACAGCCUUGAAAACUAGGUAGAGACAUAGUUGGAAAAUGUUGCUUUGACUCCCUCCCAAUGUUAAUCACGUACCUUAGAGUCAACAGUUUUCGCUUUGGCAGGUUUUAAUUUUCUGUGUGGUUAGCCUAAGUGAGCUCUUAAGAAUUUUUAAGGGGUUUGAAGCAGCUGGAUGUUCUCUCUGCCUCUUCGUUGCUGGGAUUUUAAUGCUAUCCCUUAGUUGCAUCGCACAAUAUAUCGGAGUGUGGUAAUCCUUUCCCUUAGGGCUGGUUUUUAAGUGAGAUUCUGAGAUACUGUAAUUGAUUUAGCAGAACAGAAACUAUUUUGAGUUAGUAUGUCAGCAUUGUCAAGCAGGAGGCAUUUUUCGAUCUCACCGAAGAACCUGUUACAGCCAAUUGGGAGUGUUGGAUGACCACUUCCCAUCAUCCCCCAUGAAGAAUACUGGGUGGGGAGUGUUGGGAGAUGGAGUCCCACACUUCUAUAUGGAUGCCAAAUUAGCGAAGACUAACUGAUGGAGAAUUCACAGUUGUGGCUCAAGCAGCUCUUGGGCAUGCUAAGAGUGGGAAAUUCAGUCUAUCUUCAGCUUCCACAAAUUCCAGAAGGAGCACACUUCACAUUUGGGAGCAGAGCAUCCUGGCCACGUUGAGCUGUUUCCCAAAGCUACAGCCCAGGCAUUUCAAUUGAUUUGGGGCUUUUUUGCUGUAGUUCAGCUCUUCAGCAUUGUGACCCCUCCCCUCUAAUGCCAGAUGAAGGUGGAAUCCCUUGGGUUACAGAUGUAUGUCUAGAAACACAGGGAAAAGCAUGUUGCCUUUAAAUGAUGGUGGAGGAGGAUGGUUUUGCUUUUGGGAAGGGACUGAAUGGAGCACCACAAGCUGCCACCCACAGAGAGUUUUUUCAUUCUCAGGAUUGCAGAGGAUAUCUCAUGGGAGAAAAAAAUGGCCUCUUAAGAGAGGGAAAUCCAGAAGAGUGGCUUCUGAGGGGUGUAGAGGAACUGUAAAGUGACUUAACCAUGAAAGGGAGAAGGAAAAAAGUUUCUGGAAAAAGAUCCAGAAUUGCUGGAUCUAACCCUUUUUAAAUGGGAAAAUCUCUCUCCCUCUCUGCCUCUUUUGCUUCCAGAACUAACUCUCCUUUGACACAGGCUGGGAAUGGAAAGGGAGGGAGACAUGCCUGUUGUCAGGCACACUUUCAAAAAUGGCUUCUCUUCUGUAGUUAGAUGCUGACUGGUUGGUAGAGGAAGAGAGAGGUUUCUCUUUCUGCUCCCUGUCAUUGCCAGAGGGUUUGUCUGUGACCUGUGGGCAGCCAUAGGGAGGCGAGCAUGAGGACAAGGCGUCCCUCAUAAUUUCAUCUGUGCUCUGUUGGUUUGAUAACAGGCUGGUAUCAGAUCCCAAUCUGGAAGCACUCCUACCCAUGGAAUGCCCUGCCACUUGGAGAUUCUGCAAAAGCUGGCUCUUAAAAGUUGGAGCCUUUCCCCUCACGCCCUUCACAAUUUUUGAUUUGUGUGUGUUGUGCCAACCAGCAUUCCCCAACGUGAUUCCCUCCAGAUGUGAUAGGACUGCAACUCCCAGAAUGCCAAGGCAACGUGGCCUAAGACCUUACUGCCUAGGAAUUCUGGGAACUGUGGUGCUAUCACUGCUGGAGGAUGUCCCGCUGGGGAAGGCUUGGCAUUCCAGGAUUCCUGUGGGAUCUAGAGACUGUGUAUCCCGUAGUUUUUCUGAUGCACCCUGCCCACACACUUCCCUGGGGAGAACCAGCUGAAAGCAUUUGAGCCUUUUUCUGCAUCUACUGACUGCUUUGGAAUAUGCCUCGUUGGGCUUUAAAAGGCAGAGUGUUCUCAACCUUUAUGGAGAUCUCAGAGGAUUCAGCUAGGCUAAAAUGGAAGCUGAUUUCUAGGUUUUGUAUCUGAGGAGGGCCUUGUAAGUGUGGCAAUGAAGAAAUAUCUACUUCCUCCCAGCAAAACCUUGCAUUGUAAUUGCCAGUAAGUUCAAUCAGUAUCUACAUUCUCUGCCAGAUAGCCAAGAUUUUGUUUUUGUUUCUUUCAUCUGCCGCGUGAGUCUGAAUGUUCCAUUGAAUGUUCCAUUUCAUGGCUUUUUUUUGAAGUAUUUUCACGCUUUCUUAAAACAAUUAUCAGAAUUUGGCCCAAGACUUCCAUCCUUGCAAACCAUGCCCAAGAUAGAGUUUUUGUGCAACAUUAUUCUGCUAUCAUCUUCCUUUCUUAACCAGGUUAUCCCUGGUCUAACCUUAGCUAUAGGUUGGAGACAUGUAAAGUUAUCCCAGGUCUAACAAGAGUAUGCUUGUGUGUUGAAUAUAUUGGCUAUAAAGUGGGUGAAACUGUCAGAUGCAGGCCAGAGUUCAGCCACAUUAGGGUGGGGAGGAACCGCUCCUAUGUUCUUCAUCGUUACGUGAAAUAAGGUGAGUGUAGCGAGAGAGUGUCCGUUUUGUGUCCCUGCUUCCCAGACAUGCCUUUGUUCAAUAAUUGGUUAGAAUGAACUAAAGCAGCCUUUUUGUUGUGACUCAUGAAUCCUUGUCAUCCUGUCUACCACUCCUCUUCCAUCCCCAGAGGGAACUUUUACCUACCUGUUGGAUGGACCAUCUUCCCACAGCAGCAUAGAGAGGUUUUACAGAACAUGCAGUUCCUUCCUCAACAAAGAGGCAAUUAGGGUAGUCAUCUUGUCACAUCUUAGGCCAAGCAUUGUUCCCUCCUCUGUUGGUUGCUUGUCUGGGAGAGACAAAGGCCCUCCCGCCUUCCUCUAGUAAGGUAAUGUAUGCACAAGUGUCUUUCUCAUGCAUCUGUGCUGUUCCAUUGUGGGCGCUGCAAUUAAUUAGCCAUAGUUUCCUAUUUCAUUUGAAUGGGGAAAAGAAUGGUUAUUAGCUUUGGAAUAAGCUAGUAUAUUAACCCAGCUUCAAAUAAUGCUUUAAUAUCCCAGAUUAUUCCAACUUUGAGGAUCAGUUCAAACUACAGGGAAGCUGUAGACAGUUCUUUGCUUGUUUUGCUUUACGUUACAAAGAGAUUGUGAGGCUUGGCAAAAGAUGUGUGUACUUUAGCCAUAAGAAAUGUCGCCAAACCUUCAGUGACAGCUUUCAGGAGCUACCAAGUGCAAGGUAUCACCCUUGUUCCCUCAUUUUGGUAGCUCUUUCUUUGGAAUUCACUGGUCUCAAUCAAAAUAAUUUAAAUCUGCCAGUUUUGCAUGAGAGGCGCUCCCAAUCUGUUUGUCUAUUAAGCGUGUCACUCUGUUAUUCAUUAUUGGUGGGUGGGUCUUGGGAUUGUUCCCCUAAACGUGAAAGAGGGUUCUAGUGUGCGGGUGGGUGGAGAAGAAAGAUUCUAUGACUAAAUUUAUAUAUAAAUAUAUAAAUAUAUAUAUAUAUAUAUAAUGAGUGAGUAUGUUUGUGUCUUUUUUCCCUUUUUUGAGUGUGUAAUUGUGUGUGUGCGUGUCUAAGAAACGUAUAAAAUUUAUUUUUCAGUCCAAGCUUUUGACUAAGGAUUGGAUUUGUAACUCAGGGGAAUUGAACCUGCUGUCUAGAUCUUGAUUGUAUUCGGGGGCGGGUGGGCAGGGGGAAGGGUAUCGGAAUAAGGGCGGGUUAAAAAAAGUUCAGAUUUGCUUGCUGUGGCUGUGACUUAGGUGGUGGUGGGUUUAAAACAUGUUCUGCUUUUGUUUUUAAACUUUCAAAACAACUGAACCCCCAGCAUUGGCUUCAGUGUUUCCAGUUUCUGGAAGGUGAGGAGACCCUAUUUUUAUGCUUAGCUGUUGGACAUUUAAGAAGCUAGCUUGGCAAACUCUUUUUUUUUUUUUUUUUAACAUUAUGGUUAAUUAUAACCAACUAUCAAGGAACAUUCCGGAUUCUUUAAUGAUCUUGGAAAUGUUGCAUUAGCGCCUUGGAGGGAUUAAGCUGGAGGUUGAGAGGAAGAUGGGGACUCAUGGAAAACAUUCUCCAAUUUCUGCUUUAAAUUUCUACUGAAGACAGAGGCCUUCCAAGGCAAGGGUGUAGGGUAGAAGGAAGGGGACUUGGGGUGGAAGUGGUGAUGCAGAUCUCUGUCUCUUUGGGGAAUAUUCUUCCUGCCCUCUCCUUACUUAAUAGCACAUGUUGUACCACGUUUAGCAUUUUAAAUCCACCACCUUUUUUACAGAUCUCAAGCAAUGCUCUCCAACUUGCUCAACCCACAAUCAAGUUUUGUCUUGGGGGGAGUUUAUUGGCCUAUUUUUAUUCUUGCAGAAAAGGGUAAGGGAUGACUUUAGUUAGUAAUAAAAGGGUGUUUUUGUUCUUGCAUUUGUACAAACACUGUGUUGAGGGGAGGUCUUGAUUUUGGGGUGGGGAGAACACAGUAUUCUCCCCCCACUCUCCUUUGCAUAUCAGCUUAAAAACAAGAUAUAAUUUCAGUUUUUCUCUGGGGAUUUUGAAUGGAAAAAAAACCGAAUACAGCAAGGAUAUGCAAUCUGUACAGCGUAUGUAGUUUUUUGACUCAGGUAAUAAGAGAUAAAAAUCGUAAAAGAAACCACAUUCUACCUCUGAAAACAGUAGGCCUUGGGCUGCCUUUUGUCUCCUGGCCUCUGUACUUUGUUUUUGUUUUUGUUUGUUUUUGUUUUU
Messenger RNA from Candoia aspera, 9974 nucleotides. It is a transcript of the gene ARID3A, whose product is annotated as AT-rich interaction domain 3A. Gene Ontology annotation, biological process: regulation of transcription by RNA polymerase II. Gene Ontology annotation, cellular component: nucleus. NCBI's taxonomy places the organism in Eukaryota, Metazoa, Chordata, Lepidosauria, Squamata, Candoiidae. Gene Ontology annotation, molecular function: DNA binding. The record is from RefSeq and is a predicted model, not a curated record. The coding region runs from base 947 to 2770 and encodes 607 amino acids. The transcript has 9 exons.